CACACACACGCUCUGACUGUGCUCUGACAGUCAGCGCCCUGCCGGGUUUAGAUGCACUUCUCUCUUCCUCUCUCUCUCCCCCUCCGAGUGCAUGUGUGUGAGUGCACGAGAGUUAGUGUGUCUGUGUGCGUGUGUGUAUGUAUGUAAGUAAGUAACUGCCAGCCAGCCAGCCACCCUGCGCAGCCUCUCUCUCUUCCUUUCUCUUUCUCUGUCUAGCCCUCUCCUUCCCUCUCUUUCUUCUUCUCCACUGCCGGCAAAGCGAACCAGCCUCCACCAUGGCCGACCUGGAGGGCUUUGAGUUCGGCAAGUCAGACUUUGUGCUUCUGGAUGAGGUCAACAUGGAACACUUUAUGGCAAACCUGAAGCUGAGGUUUGAGAAAGGCCGUAUCUACACCUUCAUCGGGGAGGUGGUGGUGUCGGUGAACCCUUACAAGCAGAUGGACAUCUAUGGGAAGGAGGAGAUCGACGCCUACCGGGGUCGAGAGCUGUACGAGAACCCGCCGCACCUGUACGCCGUGGCCGACGCCGCAUACAAGGCCAUGAAGAGACGAGCCAAAGACACAUGCAUCGUCAUAUCAGGUGAGAGUGGAGCCGGCAAGACAGAAGCAAGCAAAUACAUCAUGCAGUACAUAGCAGCCAUCACCAAUCCAUCCCAGAGAGAGGAAGUGGAGAGUGUGAAAAACGUCCUCCUGAAGUCGAACUGCGUACUGGAAGCCUUCGGCAACGCCAAGACCAACCGCAACGACAACUCCAGUCGCUUCGGCAAGUACAUGGACAUCAACUUCAACUUCAACGGAGACCCCACAGGAGGACACAUCAACAACUACCUGCUAGAGAAAUCAAGGGUGGUGCAGCAGCAAGGGGGAGAGAGAAACUUCCAUUCCUUCUAUCAGCUGCUGCGUGGAGGAACCCCUGAGAUGCUGAGCAGUCUGCAUCUAAAGAAGGAGCCCGAGGCCUACGUCUACACCAGAGAGGGAGCCACCGUGGCCACUGGCUCCAAUGAUGGUGGAUGUCAUAAAGCUGUGCUAAGUGCUCUCAAAGUGAUCGGCUUCACUCAAGAGGAGAUCUCGUCCAUCUACAAGAUCAUUGCCACGAUUCUGCUGCUGGGGAACCUGGUGUUUGAGUACGAUGGCGAGGCGGUGACGAUACCGGCAGCUGACGCAGUGCAGCACAUCGCUGAGCUAACCUCCUCAGACGCCGAGAGCGUCAGCAAGGCCCUGCUGUUCCGCACCGUGGCCACUGGGGGUGGCGAGGUCAUCGAGAAGGGACACAGCCAGCAGGAGGCCUGCUUCGGACGCGACGCCUUCGCCAAGGCUCUUUAUGAGCGACUGUUUGGCUGGAUUGUCAGUCGGAUCAAUGCAGUGAUCGAAGUCAAAAACUACAACCCUGCGCUCCAUGGCAAGAACACGGUCAUUGGUGUGCUGGAUAUCUAUGGCUUUGAGAUCUUUGACAACAACAGUUUUGAGCAGUUCUGCAUCAACUACUGCAAUGAGAAGCUGCAGCAGCUCUUCAUAGAGUUGAUCCUUCGACAGGAACAGGAGGAGUACAACCGAGAGGGCAUCACAUGGCAGCAUGUUGAGUACUUCAAUAACCAGAUCAUCGUGGACCUGGUGGAGCAGAACCACAAGGGGAUCAUCUCCAUCCUGGACGAGGCGUGCCUGACGGUGGGCAACGUGACCGACACCAUCUGUCUGGAGAGCAUGAACAGCAAGCUGGGACAGCACCCCCACUUCACCUCGCGCAAGCUCUGUCCCACGGACAAGACCAUGGAGUUCCAUCGGGAUUUCCGCAUCCGUCACUAUGCCGGCGACGUCACGUACUCUGUCGAAGGUUUUCUGGACAAGAACAAAGAUCCGCUAUUUCAAGAUUUCAAGAGGCUCAUGUACAACAGCUCCGACCCCGUGCUGAAAGACAUGUGGCCCGAGGGGCAGCUGAGCAUCACGGAGGUGACCAAGCGCCCGCUGACAGCCGCCACCCUCUUCAAGAACUCCAUCAUCGCCCUGGUGGCCAAGCUCGCAUGCAAGGAGCCCUACUAUGUGCGCUGCAUUAAACCCAAUGAGAUGAAGUCUCCGGUGCUGUUUGACGAGGCGCGAUGCCAACACCAGGUGGCGUACCUGGGCCUGCUGGAGAACGUCCGGGUACGCAGGGCCGGCUUUGCCUACAGACAGCCCUACGCACGCUUCCUGCAGAGGUACAAGAUGACGUGUGAGUACACCUGGCCCAAUCACCUGAUGGCGACGGACCGCGAGGCGGUGGAGGCCAUCGUGACGCAGCACGGGUUCGAGGAGGACGUGGCCUACGGACACACCAAGCUGUUCGUGCGCACGCCCCGAUCACUGUACACACUGGAGCAGGAGAGAGCCGCACUCAUCCCCAUACUGGUGCUCUUCCUACAGAAGGUGUGGCGCGGCACGUUGGCGCGCAUGCGUUGCCGGCGUCUGCGUGCCAUCUACGCCAUCAUGGGCUGCUACAAGCGCUACAAGGUGAAGGCGCACUUCUGGGAGGUGGAGCGGCGCUUCGCGGGCGUGCGCGGCAUGGAGGACUACGGCAAGAGCGUGGAGUGGCCUACGCCCCCCGCCGCACUCGCACAGUUCCACGCCAUCACCCAGAACCUACACCGCAGGUGGAGGGCCAGGCAGAUCAUCAAGAACAUCCCUCCGUCGGACAUGCCCGAGGUGCGGGCCAAAGUAGCGGCCCUCACUGCCCUCUCUGGGGAGCGGCCACAGUGGGGCUGCGGACGAGCAUGGGAGAGGGACUACCUGGCUAACGCUCGAGAUGCGCCUCAGACCAGCUCCAAUUUCUCCCGCGCCGCUAAGGACUUGAAGAGCAGAGACACGUAUGGCCAAGUCCUCUUCUCUGGGUCCGUACGAAUGCUGAACUGGUUCAACAACACCAAAGACAGAGCACUGCUGGUGACGGACAAGCACGUCUACAAGCUGGAGCCAAAGAAGUACAAGGUGCACAAGAAGAUAGCACUGGACACGGUGACUGGCCUGAGUGUCACGAGUGGAAAUGACCAGAUGGUGGCGCUACACACGUCCAAUCAGGAUGACUUCCUGGUUUAUCUGCAGCGAGGUCAGCUCUGCCCCAACCAGGACCGUGUCGGGGAGCUCGUGGGCACCCUUUGUGACCAUUUCACCAGGGUGCUGAAGAAGGAUCUCCCGGUGACGGUGUCUCAGAGGACUCUGACCGUCUACAUGAGCGGCAAACAGAAAAGCAUCGCCAUGGAGACCAAGGCGGGCCAGCUCGCCGCCGACUUCCGCAAGAGCCGAACGGGCUUCACCUUACUGCUUCCCACACAAUGACCCUGACUGUCUACCACUCACACAG
Messenger RNA from Engraulis encrasicolus (European anchovy), 3330 nucleotides. It is a transcript of the gene myo1g, whose product is annotated as myosin IG. The record is from RefSeq and is a predicted model, not a curated record. Gene Ontology annotation, molecular function: microfilament motor activity; ATP binding; actin filament binding. Gene Ontology annotation, biological process: actin filament organization; vesicle transport along actin filament. The transcript has 22 exons. Bases 276 to 3305 code for a protein of 1009 amino acids. Gene Ontology annotation, cellular component: vesicle; cytoplasm; microvillus. NCBI's taxonomy places the organism in Eukaryota, Metazoa, Chordata, Actinopteri, Clupeiformes, Engraulidae.